CACACCAACCAAGACUUAUUUGGUUAAAACACCAGAGGGCCAUGGUCCUCCAUGGGGGGCUGGUCCUGGGACUCCACAUCUUGAUGACCCUCCUGAGUCCCCAGAAAGCUGGGGCCAUCAAGGCUGACCACAUGGGCUCCUAUGGACCAGCCUUCUACCAGUCCUAUGACGGCUCGGGUCAGUUCACCUACGAUUUCGAUGGGGAGCAGCUCUUCUCCGUGGACCUGAAGAAGAGGGAGGCUGUGUGGCGUCUGCCUGAAUUCAGCAACUUCGCCGACUUUGACCCGCAGAAUGGGCUGAGAGGCAUUGCACUGAUCAGAGCCCAUCUGGAUGUCUUGGUGGAGCGCUCCAACCAUACCAGAGCCACCAAUGUGCCUCCAAGGGUGACCAUCCUCCCCAAGUCCCCUGUGGCGCUGGGCCAGCCCAACGUCCUCAUCUGCAUCGUGGACAACAUCUUCCCCCCUGUCAUCAAUAUCACUUGGCUGCACAACGGCCAGACGGUCACCGAGGGGGUGACCCAGACCAGCUUCUAUGCCCAGCCCGACCACUCGUUCCGGAAGUUCCACUACCUGACCUUCGUGCCCUCGGCAGGCGACUUCUAUGACUGCAAAGUGGAGCACUGGGGCCUGGACGAGCCGCUCUUUACGCACUGGGAGCCCCAGGUGACUAUGCCGCUGCCAGACACCACAGAGACCCUGGUCUGUGCCCUCGGCCUGGCGCUUGGCCUGGUGGGCUUCCUCGUGGGCGUCACCCUUAUCAUCACAGGCAGACGCCGGUCCAGCUCCCCCAGGUAAUGAUCCUUCUGAGAGGCUGGGAUGUGAGAGAGACCCUCCGCCCCAGCUUCCUCGCAAGUUUCUGACAGCCCGGAAUACUUGGCUCCACCAUCCACCAAGUGCAUCCUGGCAGAGCUGCCUUUCAGUGGCAUCAACCUGUAGCCUAGACGCCUCCUCCUUUUUUGGCCCCAGUACUCAUGGCAGGACUUCUGGGGGAGCACCAACUAGCUCCCCUCCCCACCUCCAAUAUGCACUCUUGCUCCAUCCAAAGUCCCCUGCUAGCUGCAGUAAAAUUUUAAACAGUGUUUGUACUGUAUGCAUUUUGCCGGGUCUUGGUGAGCUCUCCCAGGGUGUCAGGGAUGCUGGGAUCUGGAGGAGGGGAUUCAGGGUGACGAUCGCUGAGCCUGACCAGUGUGCUGGGGGUUAUGCCGUCAUUCCCAGGCCAGUCCAGCUAUGUCUUGCUCCCUUUGACUCAUCACGUGGGUCUCCUUGUGCAUGACUUGUGAACAGGCCAUUUCUCAUGACACGUACGUCCUGAGUUCAGAUUUGUCCCAAAGGGAUGUAGAGUCCUGCACGGCACCAGGAGAGGAAAGGUUUGUGCCAGUUCCAUUCUUGUCCCGAUUUUCUCUGCAAUGAAGAGGCCAUUGGUAUCCAGCCAUAAUCUACAAGGUGUCUCCCAGUCACCACUUAAAAUCACCACUUAAAAACAGGAGUUCUCUUGUUGCGCAGCAGGUUAGGGGUCUUGGUUGUCAUGGCCGCGGCAGGGAUCAGUCUCUGGUCUGGGAAUUUCCACAUGCUGUGUACAAGGGCGACCAAAAAAACAAAAACAAAAACAAAAUUUUUUUAAAUUAAGUGGAAAUGCAAGUGACUGCCCACACUUGGGAAAGUGCCCAUCUCGGUCCAAAGUACUGUGACCAGGGGACCAGGAUCCUACAGAGCAAGCAUGGCAGCUGGGCACCCACCUCUGAGGUGAGGAGCCAGGUCGUUGUCAGAGGAAGAAGAGGUUCUGAGAAGACACAAGAUAUGUCUGUCCCCAGCGUGCCCUGAUCUCUGCUGAUCUUUUACUUAAAAGUUAACAGGAUGCAUUCUUGGAACGGUGUUUCUCCGAUCUCUGUCUUGGUGUUUAAUAAAAUCAUAAAAGUGUCCCCUUUCGACCAGAA
Messenger RNA from Sus scrofa (pig), 1933 nucleotides. RefSeq names its product major histocompatibility complex, class II, DO alpha (gene SLA-DOA). Lineage: Eukaryota; Metazoa; Chordata; Mammalia; Artiodactyla; Suidae. Gene Ontology annotation, cellular component: MHC class II protein complex; membrane. The record is from RefSeq and is marked provisional. Gene Ontology annotation, biological process: antigen processing and presentation; immune response.